Seminavis robusta is the source of this 1128-nucleotide messenger RNA. Lineage: Eukaryota; Bacillariophyta; Bacillariophyceae; Naviculales; Naviculaceae. The record is from the annotation of a GenBank genome assembly.
AUGGCGGACCAAGACAACGAGGACAAGAGUUCUGCUUCUAACAAAGCAAAGAAUCACAACAAGUACCGUCGUGACAAGCCAUGGGACAAUGAUCAGAUUGAUCAUUGGAAUUGGGACGAACACAAAUGGGAUCCUGAAAAGGACAAGCUUCCCGGUGGGCACUUGCUCGAAGAAUCUUCGUUUGCCACCCUGUUCCCAAAGUACCGAGAAACCUAUCUGAGACAGAUUUGGCCCGUUGUGACACGAGCAUUGGAUGGCGUGAAAAUCGCCUGCGAAUUGAAUCUAGUGGAAGGUAGCAUGACGGUGCGGACUACCAACCGAACGUCGGAUCCCUUUGUCAUUCUCAAGGCUCGAGAUUUACUCAAGCUCCUGGCACGAUCCAUCCCCGUGGCACAGGCACUCAAGAUAUUACAAGACGAGUGGCAUUGUGAUAUUGUCAAAGUUGGAGGUCUCGUCCGAAACAAGGAACGAUUCGUCAAGCGACGACAACGACUGGUCGGACCCGAGGGUUCUACCUUGAAAGCACUCGAAAUCUUGACGGGCUGCUACAUUCUCGUACAGGGAAAUACGGUAUCCAUCAUGGGAAGUUCCUUCCAGGGAAUCAAACAAGCAAGACGUGUCGUCGUUGACUGCAUGAACAAUAUCCAUCCGGUCUACAACAUUAAAAAAUUAAUGAUCCAAAAGGAACUCGCCAAGGAUCCCAAACUCCAAAACGAAGAUUGGUCACGAUUCUUGCCACAGUUCAAAAAGAAAAAUGUACCCCGCAAAAAGCCACAACAGAAAAAGAAGGAAAAGAAGGCAUACACGCCCUUUCCACCCGCCCAAACACCCCGCAAAAUCGAUAUUCAGUUGGAAACGGGAGAAUACUUUGCCACGCAACAGGCACAAGAGCAAAAGAAAUUGGCGACGCGCAAAGCAGCCGCCAAGGAAACAUCGCAACGCAAGCGAUUGGCACGAGAAGAAGAAGAAUCCAAAGUGUUCAAGUCGACCAAAAGCGAAGAACGCAAACAGAAAAAGAGAAAGAAGACCGACGUUCAAGUGGACCAGCUCAAACAGAAACUGGAAAAGGCCGGAGGUCCCAAUAGUAGCCAAGCGCGUGCGUCCAAAGUGUCCGAUUUCAUUGAGUAG